ACUGCCAAGCAGUCAAGAUGUCGAGCCCUAAACUUGCCCUUAUUAUUCUGGUCAUCGUCUGUUUGUUCCUGAUCGCUUGGGCACGACCCAGGUCGAGAUCUUCGUUAUAUAAUGAGGUAACCUCCUUGCCGGCGCAACGAAAGAUGAGCAACGAAAUAAUGGACCAAAUAUCGCCAAUGAGGAGGCCACACAAGAGGGACUACUUCCUGAAAAGGCGUUCCUUCGGCGGUUCAAAGAUGACGAAGUCAAGGAGUCCCUUCCUCGAACGAUUCUACAACGAUCCUCUUCCCGAGAUCGCACCUGGUGGAUUUAACUACUUCGGAAACGAAGCCCAGCCGAUGUCCACCUACGAGAUCCUGGAACCAGAAGCCUUCUUCUAGGAACAGAUGAUGAAUUAAAUCCAAUUUAAUUUUAUGAUUGACAUUUCUUUACAAUAAAGAAUAAAAUAUAAUAAUUAUGUAAAAAAGUAAAGU
Messenger RNA from Drosophila ficusphila, 473 nucleotides. RefSeq lists its product as uncharacterized. The transcript has a single exon. The record is from RefSeq and is a predicted model, not a curated record. The coding region runs from base 18 to 380 and encodes 120 amino acids. NCBI's taxonomy places the organism in Eukaryota, Metazoa, Arthropoda, Insecta, Diptera, Drosophilidae.